AUGGUAGAUGUUAUAAUAGAAACAUUAAUUGAUAAUUUUAAUGAAAUUAUAUCACUUGACUAUUUUAAAAAGAUUAAACUAGAUCAAGAUAGAAUUAUCAUAACAGAUAAAUCAGAUAAUGUAAGUAAGAUUAAAUUAACUAGAAAUGAUUCUCUAUAUAACUUAUAUUUAUUUGAAUAUAAAUAUGAAAAUAGAAGUCUUCAACAAUUACAAGAAGAUUUUAAUGAAAUUGUAAUGAAAUUACUGUCCUAUCAAAAGAUUGAAUUAACAGGACUUAAAACUAAAGGAUCAGUUGAUGGUAAAAAAUUCUCACCAACAAUAAUUAUAAAUGCUAGAAGGGUUGAUUUAGUUUAUUUACCUGAUAAAUUAAAAUUUUAUAAAGAAGAAAAGUGUGUUACUAACAAUCAUCAUUGGCAUAUAGUUACUGAUAAUGUUAUAAUAUUAUCAAUAUUAAGUAAGUUAAAUUUGUGUUUUGUAGAUGAUAGAGGUAAUAAUUAUAAAUUAUCUAAAGACUCAGAAGGUAUUUACAUGUAUACUGAUAAAAUAUUUAGUGUGGGUAUUAUUAGUUACUUUAGUAUGUGUUAUCAGAAAACACAGAUUGAGAAAAUCCUUAAAGACUUAAAGGUUAAUGGUGAUUGGAUAAAAGGUUUAGAUCAAAUUGUAGAUAAAAUAAAACGAAAAGAAUCAUUUAAAUUUAAUGAUAAUGAAAGUUUAAGAGACCUUGUUAAUUACACACCUUACUCUUGUAAAAUUAUAGAAGAAAAGUUUAAGAUUAUUAAAGAUUAUUUAUUUAAUAAGAAUUUCUUUGAUAAACAAGCAACUAUAAAAGAAUAUAAAUCAAUUGCUAACAAAUCUAAUCAAACCCUUUUUUAUUUAAAAAAUAAUAAAUAA
This is a messenger RNA of Hepatospora eriocheir, 891 nucleotides long. Lineage: Eukaryota; Fungi; Microsporidia; Hepatosporidae. The record is from the annotation of a GenBank genome assembly.